This is a messenger RNA of Fusarium oxysporum Fo47, 759 nucleotides long. RefSeq names its product acyl-CoA N-acyltransferase. The coding region runs from base 52 to 699 and encodes 215 amino acids. The transcript has 2 exons. Lineage: Eukaryota; Fungi; Ascomycota; Sordariomycetes; Hypocreales; Nectriaceae. Gene Ontology annotation, molecular function: acyltransferase activity, transferring groups other than amino-acyl groups. The record is from RefSeq and is a predicted model, not a curated record.
CUCACUGUGCGUUCAUCACAAGACAUCCCAACUUUGUGUUACGCCCGUAUCAUGACCAUUCGCCUGAUUGGAGCCUCGGAAGAGCAUCUUCCUGCUAUAGCUCGUAUUGCAACUUCGGCUUUCCACCCGAACACAGAUGCUCUGUCACGUCGCCUAUUUCCCCCUCAUCUACAACCGAAGGACCUCCCCGAUGGCGAAGCAGCGUAUGACUGGCGCUUUGCACGCAAAGCAUCGAGCCUAGCAUCAUCAGAGCCUCACCUUGUAGUGGCAAUUGAUGACGAGAAAGGGCCAGAUGAAAAAGUAGUCGGCUUCUCACUUUGGGACGCCCCUCCUGCUUCUGGCGGUGAUUCAGCACCCAGCCAGGAGAUCCAAUGCGCGGCGCUCGAUAAGGAAGCAUACAAUGAGAUGAAAGAGACUGUGAAUCGAGAUGCUGCCGAUACUUUUGGGGAACAAGGAAUCGCUGGCGUCUGGCAUCUCGACUAUAUCGGUGUCAGCCCAGGUAAUCAGAGACGCGGUAUCGGCAAGAUGCUGUUACAGUGGGGUCUCGAUCAUGCAGCUGCGGAAGGAAAAGAUUGCUAUUUAGUAGCGACUGAAGCAGGUCGGCCAUUGUAUGUGGCUGCGGGCUUCGAGGAUAUUCGCGUUCUAUCGAUUCUUGGCAUUCCUCAUUAUUCAAUGAUUCUGAGAGCUGGUAGUCCGUGAGACAUGCAGACGUCAAAAGCUUAUGAAAUGAGAUGACAUGAAUAUAUAACCAAAACCUAA